Molecule: messenger RNA, 5221 nt
Organism: Daucus carota subsp. sativus
Lineage: Eukaryota; Viridiplantae; Streptophyta; Magnoliopsida; Apiales; Apiaceae
Product: probable disease resistance protein At4g27220
Exons: 3
Coding region: 395-5062 (1555 amino acids)
Molecular function (GO): ADP binding
Source: RefSeq, a predicted model, not a curated record
AGCUCUGCAGGCUGUAACCUAAAGAUUAUGGAGUAGUUAAGAUUAGUUUAAAAUUGUAAACAUGUUCUACUCCUCAAAGGCUGUAUCUAACUUGUAGUUGUGGCCAGAACGUGAAAAACUUAUAUCAGAUUAUAUAUAUGUUAUCUGAUAAUCUCAAAUUCUUACAAUCUCACUAAUUCAAUCUCAAAACUCCAAUCUAGCUUCCUUACCUUGUUUUUUCUAUUGCCCUUUCUACCCUUCUUUCAACUUCUUUCUUCCCUCUUCUUUUGUCAUCUUUCUCUCCUCACUGCUAUUCUUUCCUUUUCUUCUGUUAUCCUUUAAUUGCUAUCUUGCUUCUCGUCUUCCUUUCGCAAUUCCAAGAACACAUACAACAAUUUGAAAGCAAGUAAGAAUCAUGGUUGGUUUAGCUGAUAUUCCAAUCGUGGGGAAACUUGUGGACAGAAUAUCUGAUGCUGCAGUUGACACCAUCUUCCGUGGAUUCCGUUACAUGUUCUUUUACAAGCAUCUUGUGAAGACUCUCGAUUCUCAAGUCGAAAAAGCUAACACUGAGGAGGAGAGGGUGUCCAGAAAAGUUGCUGCAGAAAGAGCUAAUGGUAAACUAAUCGAGCCUCAUGUAGAUAAGUGGCAGAAAGAGGCUGAAGAAAUCAAGGAGAGCGCCGAAAAGUUUGCAGAAGAAUACAAAAACAGACAAUCAUGGAGGUGCAUUCAGUGUGUGCCUAUUCCUAACCCUGUCUCUCGUUUUCGACUUGGCAGAGAGGCGGUGAAGAAGACUGAGAGGCUGACUGAGCUCAUUGAUUCCGGAAAGGAGCUCUUGGCUAAUGAAAUUGCACAUCUUGCAUCACCUGAAAAUUUACCCAAAAGUAAUACAGAGUUCCAGGAAUUUCAAUCCAGAAAUGAAUCUUAUGGGGAGCUAUGGCGCAAGUUGACCACUGAUAGCACUCCGAUCAUUGGUAUAUAUGGAAUGCCAGGAGUGGGGAAAACGAGGAUGAUGGAACAACUAUGGAAAGAAGCCAAGGAGAAGAUGAUCUUCAAUAAGGUCACGAGAGGGAACGUCGGUAAUGGUAAUCUGGAUGUGAUACAACUACAGAAACAGAUUGCUGGGCAUCUUGAGUGCCACUUUGAAUCGGAAGAUAAUGCGGAAAGCAGAGCUUCUCAGCUGAAGCAAAGUUUAUUGAAUGUGGGCAAGACCCUCGUCAUACUAGAUGAUGUAUGGAGGGAAAUUCCUCUAGAUGUUAUUGGAAUUCCAUGUUCUAUGGGUUCCAAGAUUCUCUUGACAUCUCGAGAGGAAAAUGUAUGCUUUCGUAACAAUUGCAAGACUCUUGUUAAGCUUACACCGCUGCCAAAUGAUGAGGCGUGGGGUCAGUUCAAGAACAUUGUCGGUACUGCUCAAAUUGAUUCUAUGCAUGAUGAGUCUCUGGCAAAGAAAGUGUGUGACAAAUGUGGGGGUUUACCGCUCCUAAUUCAUGCAAUCAGUAAAGCUCUGCAAUUCCAAACUCACAAUUCAUGGGUGGAUGCAUUUGAACAACUUGAGAAGGGUGAAUUUGUAAACAUUCCUGGAGUAGAACCACAAGUAUAUGCUUGUGUAGAAUUGAGUAUCAAUAAAUUACAUGGCGAUGCCAAGUCAUGUCUCUUUUUGUGUUGCUUGUUUCCGGAAGAUUAUAACAUUCCUAUCGAGAGGCUGAUCCAGUUGGCAACAGGGUCACAGCUUGUAUCUGGGGAAUCUAGGGUACUAUCAAUGGUUGAUACUCUCAGAUCAUCUUCUUUGUUGCUCGAUUGUGAAGAAGAUGAUAGUAUCAAACUUCAUGACGUCAUCAGAGAUGUAGGGAGAUCUAUAGCGUUCAUAGAUCGAAAAUUUGCAUUUUUACAGGUAACAUGUGACGUGCGGUUGGUUCAUGAUGCUGAUUUUGUGAUCACCAAAUUCUUACGUUUAGAUCUGGGUGGUGAUAAUAUUCAUAUCCCUGAUGAUCUUGUAUGUCCAGAUCUGCAUAGCUUGUGGAUACAAUUCAACAAUGUCUCACGCGGCUUCUCGCGUACACAACAAUUCUCAGGUGGCUUCUUCAGUUUAUCUGCGAAUCUUAGAUUUUUAUUUCUUGUAGAUACCUUUCCUCCUUCAAAGCUGCAGUUCUCUCUUCAACCCUUGGGUAAACUAAGGACGCUGAUUUUUGAUAAUUGUGACCUGACUCAAAUUAACAACACAAAUGGUGGCUUUUUUCCGGAAUACCUAGAAACUCUCUGCAUUUCGGAUGGGCCUUUUCCAGAACCUCUAGAUUUAUCAAACCUGAAAUACCUUCGAAAGCUAGAAAUCAAGGGGAGUGGGAGGCGAUUGAUAAUGAAGCCAAAUACCAUAUCCAGCCUAUCCGGACUAGAACAAUUGCAUAUACCCGGAGGAUUUGAGAUUUGGCGUGAUGAUAGUUCUGUUGUUGCGAAACCCAUUUUGGUCGAGAUUAAUGCACUAACCCACUUGAAAAGUUUGCAGAUGAAAUUUCAAACAUCUGAGCCUUUUCAAGAUACCAAGAUAUUUGAUAAUCUAAAAUUAUUUAAUAUACUUGUGGUUAGGGGUUUGUCAUAUUAUGACAAAGCAGAUCUGUCUUACAAGACAUCAAUUGAAUUGGAAGGCUAUCAUAAAGAAAGCUUGAAAAGUCUGGUAGAGAGGGCUGAAUAUGUGCAACUGAAGCACAGUGAUAUUAAUGGGAUUGGUAGUAUCCUUGAUAACAACAGGGAAUUGAGAAAGCUGCACCUUGAAGAAUGUAACGAAAUGGAGCAUCUAGCAAGUAUGUCACAGGGUGAGAUUCAGCUUAGCCAGCAGACAUCUUUUUCUAAACUAACCUGUUUAGAAAUUAAAAGAUGCCGCGGUUUAAAAUACCUCUUCUGCAACUCUGUUGCAAAAUGUCUCACCCAGCUCCAAAAAUUGAUGAUAAAAGAUUGUCAUGUGAUAGAAGUAAUAAUAAUAAAUGAAGGCUCAACUAAUGGAGAUAUCAUACACUUCUCCAAAUUAGAAGAAUUGGAGCUAAGCAAUGUGCCCAGACUCAGAACCUUCUACGGGGCAAAUAAAGACACCGUCAUGCAGCCCUCAGCUCAGUUUCCACCUCUAUUCCAUAGAAUGGUUGAAUUUCCUUCACUAGAGAUAUUGAAAAUCUUCUAUGUAGAAGAUGCUAGUGAUAUUUGGGAGAGUGAUUAUAAUAAUGACAGCAGAUCUUUUUGCAAAUUAAAGAGCUUCUCUUUGGAUUACUGUAGUAGAUUUGAAACGGUGAUUCCAAUUGCCAUGUUGCAUAAGCUACAGAAUUUGCAAUCCUUAAGCAUAAGUGACUGUAGUUCAGUGAUCUCCGAAGUUGGCUUAGAUGGCAAGAACAUAGACGUAUGCCCACUACUCGCUUUAAGUGUUAUGUAUCUAAAGGGAUUGCCAUGUUUAGAAGAAACAGGGCUCAACUUAAGGAACAGUUCUACUGCAACAAAUUUGUAUCCAAAUCUUAAAACACUUGAAAUAUUCAGAUGUCAUAACCUGAGAAACGUGUUCAGACAUUCUUCUGUUUUCAGAAGUGUUGUGCACCUUGAGGAAAUCAAGUUAGAAGAGUGCAAAAUGAUGAGAGAGAUCAUAGGGGAAGGUGAACAAGAAGAAAUCACUCAUCAUGUCUUGGUGUUUCCUAAGUUAAAGGAUUUGAGGUCAAAGCAUUUGUCAACUUUGAGCCGCAUUUGGUACAAUAAGGGGGAGGAAGUAAAGGUUGAAUUCCCUAGCUUGAUGGAUUUCGUACUAGCCAGGUGUGGGAAAGUUAAUCUGGAAUCGAUAGAAUUCAGCAGCCAACUAAAGAGCUUGAAUAUAAGUUGUGAUGACGAGAUACAACUUCCGUCUGAAUGGCAACCUCGAUUACAUAAUCUGGAAACACUCAUUUUGAGUCGGGUUUGGUGGCAUGAGCUCAAAUCUUUACAGUUUCCAAGGCUGAAGGUGCUUGAAGUUCGCAGCUAUUGCGGAGGCUCUGCUCUUUUCACAUUCUCAGGCUUUAGAAGUCUACAACAACUCCAAGAACUAGAAAUUUCAGAUUGUGCUUUCUUGCAAGAAAUUGUGGAGGAUUUUGAAAUGUCUGGGAUGAAUAGCAAGACUAUCACGCUCUCUCACCUGGAGAUAGUUGUUCUAAAGAAUUUACCAAAACUGAAAAGUAUUAUUCAUGGAGCAAAUUAUGGGUGCCGUAUCCCGUCUUUACGGGAAGUGUUUGUUGAGAAUUGUGGACUCUCUUCUCUUUUUUCAUUCUCAGAGUUUACACGUCUCAGACGUUUAGAUAUAUCAAGUUGUGCUCUGUUGGAAGAAAUUGUGGAGGAUAUUAGGAGUGAUGAGGUUUCCGGCAUGAAUAAAAAGACUAUUACACUCUCUCAACUGGAGUCAGUUACUCUUAAAGAUCUACCAAAGCUCAAGAGUUUUAUCUACAGUGCAAAUCAUGAGUGUUUACUUCUGCCAGAUUUGCGCUCUCUUUCAGUCAGUAAUUGUGGGCUCUCUUCUCUUUUCAUGUGCUCUGGAAGUCUACAAAGUCUAAGAGACUUAAAAGUACGGGAUUGCAGAAUGUUGGAAGGCAUCUUUGAGUAUGCAAGGGGAGAUGAAACUUCUGGUACAAGUGAACAGAGUUUUAUCUCCCUCUCAGAACUCGAGACACUUGAACUUAAAAAUUUGCCAGACCUCAAAAGUUUCAUCCACGGUGCAAAUUACGACUGCUAUAUGCCGGCUUUAAAAUUUAUGAGAGUUCAUGACUGUGGAUUCUCUACUCUCUUCACAUGCUCUGUUUUCAGGAAUCUCCUAAAACUCAGAGAAUUGGAAGUAUCACAUUGCAUAUUGUUAGAAGACAUUGUCGAAGAUGCAAGGGGUGAUGACACAAAUGACAAGACUAUUACACUCCCUGAACUCGCGGUUAUUCAACUUGUAAAUCUGCCAAAUCUCAAAAGUUUUGGCCCUAAUGAAAGCUAUGCUUUCAAUAUGCCCAGACUAUAUUAUUUUGAUCUGGUUGGGUGUCCCCGGGCACAGAAUUUCACUUGCUUGAAUGCAAAUACAGGAAAGGAAUAUGUUACAUAUGUAGAAUAAUGGAAAAGAGUUCCAGACUACAGACUAUUUAAACAGGAAGACGGGCAGCGCCAGAGAUGAAAUGUCUAGGGGCCUGGAACAGGUCUAUUUGUUUAAGAGAGUGUUCAGUACUGCAAAUUUUGUAUUUGUGAGUUCUUUUACACUUAUCAGUUGAGUUCA